CUCCAAAGUGCCACUUGCCAGCAGGUGGAGAGUUGCAACAAAUACUUGGGGAAUAAAACCCUCUCUGUCCAUCUAGCCCAGAGAAAGAUACCUGCCCAUGGGGCAGCCCAGGUCGUGCAAGGUGGCCGCUUGUGACAGCCGAUAAGGACGAGAGUGAGAGAGGGGGGCAAUGCCCUUGACUUAGGUGGGCUCCCCUGGUGGAGAGUGCUGUGCCCAGAUUUCCCCUAAGUAGGUUACAGUCUAUUUUGGGUCCGGCUCUUGCCGCCCAGAGCAUCCGAGUGGCUGCCCCUGCUUUCAGUGCAUCAGCAGCAGGUGGCAGGGGGAGGCGCCCGGGCAGGCUGCAAGGGGAAGCGAUAACACUGUCUCUCUAGUAGCCGGGCUCGCGCUCUCGGGCUCCUAGCGUGCGUAGCUGGUGCUUCCCGCCUCGCUCACAGCCCGGAGGGUCCAAAGCCACGGAGCAGCUGCCACUGCCUCCUCCCGCCUCCAGCCUCCGCCCUCCCUGUCUGUCCAGUCGCAAGCGCGCAGGCAACUCGCCUCCAGCUCGGACUCAGCCUUGCACACGGCUCGGCGCUCCCAGAGCUCUGCGCAGCCUGCACCCUCCGCGAGUGUGUGUGUCUGUGUGUGCGCGCGCGUGUGCCAGUGUGCCGGGGUGGUCUGUGGAGUCCAACCAGCGUCCUCCAGGCACUGCCUCCCGAGCCCAGCCCAGCAAGCCCGCUAGCCAGCCAGCCCUCUCCGCGCAGCAGCAUGAAUGUCAGGCGGGUGGAAAGUAUCUCUGCUCAGCUGGAGGAAGCGAGCUCUACAGGCGGUUUCCUCUACGCUCAGAGUGGUACCAAGCGCAGCAUUAAAGAGCGGCUUUUGAAGCUCUUGCCCUGCUCGGCUGCCAAAACGGCAUCUCCUGAUAUUCAAAACAGUGUCGAAGAUGAAAUGGAAAUGGCCACCGUGCGGCAUCGGCCAGAAGCUCUUGAACUGCUGGAAGCCCAGAGCAAAUUCACCAAGAAGGAACUUCAGAUCCUUUACCGAGGAUUCAAGAACGAAUGCCCCAGUGGUGUUGUUAAUGAAGAAACCUUCAAGGAGAUUUACUCUCAGUUCUUUCCACAGGGAGAUUCAACAACAUAUGCACAUUUUCUGUUCAACGCAUUUGAUACUGAUCACAAUGGAUCUGUGAGCUUUGAGGACUUUGUGAUGGGUCUUUCCAUUUUACUUCGAGGGACAGUACAAGAAAAACUCAACUGGGCAUUUAAUUUGUAUGACAUAAAUAAAGAUGGAUAUAUAACUAAAGAGGAAAUGCUUGACAUAAUGAAAGCGAUUUAUGAUAUGAUGGGUAAAUGCACAUAUCCUGUCCUUAAAGAGGAUGCUCCCAGACAACAUGUGGAAACAUUUUUCCAGAAAAUGGACAAAAAUAAAGAUGGGGUAGUUACCAUAGAUGAAUUCAUUGAAAGCUGCCAAAAAGAUGAAAAUAUAAUGCGCUCCAUGCAACUCUUUGAAAAUGUGAUUUAACAUGUUGGUUAGAUCUUGAAUUUAAUAGACAAAUGUGAACUAUUCUAAAACAAUACUUAAAGUUGGAGUUACCACUUUUAGCAUAGACUGCUCAGCUUUACACUGAAGCAUAUUAUGCAAAUAAGCUUUGUUUUAUUAUAAAGCCAUCCCCCAAAUUAUUUGUUUCCAAGAUAUCAAUUUUCAUCCUUUUCAUUAUGCCACUGAGUUAAUGGGAUGUUCCAAAAAUUUCCUCCCAUGAAGCAAUUCAAAGAAAUGGUACCUGAGAAACACAAUUUUACGGAUACUCCAACCCUGGGAUUAUUGAGGCUUUUGCACAUCAAAGUGAUGUUAUGAUAGUGGUUUUUGCUACCCAUUUGUAUUAGAAUCCAUGCCCAGGAUUAUAAAUGUUUUUUCUAAAAUAUUGGCAUCAGUGUUUAAUUUACAGAAAUUAGAUUUCAUUUCCAUAUUUGUAUGCUGUAAUCCCAUUUAUAUACUUUGAGUAAACAAAAACAAUUAUCGCUAUUAAAAAAUUAUUAUGCAGUCCCUGUUUUUGUGGGUUUUCCUCCUUUUGUUGAAGUCUCCUUUUGUUGAAGCCUUCAAUUCAUUUAUCUGGAAUUUUUCUACCAUUAGAACUAAAACAAUUUAUUACCAUGCGACAGCAUACUUCUUUUUAGCAAGGCUUAUUAAUAAGUAUUUGUUGGUUUUCCCUAUUAAAACCCAAAUCCCACAUAACAUAUAUAAUUUGGGACUUGCUCAAUAUAAUAGCCCUAACUAGGCUUCACUCUUCCUAUGAGAGAAAGAAAAAUUAGUGGAUCUGAGUAUCACUAAAUGAAUGUCCAAGUCGACAAUGUCCACGUUGUCUACAGUGAAAACAAGGACUUAACCUUCUCACUAUCUAGAUUUAAAUUAAGGUUUACUAAUAGAUGAGCAUCUACUAGUAUAUAUUAAUUAUUAACAACAAUCAGUCUAAGGUCAGGUUUCUCUCUAGCCUGAACUUGCCCCUUGCAAAUCUGUGACACAGACCUGCAAAGACAAAGAACACUUGACUUGACUAUACAAUGGGAAAGAACAUUAGCAUAAUUUCAUUUUGAAGGAAAACAAUUAUAUUAAUGACUAUAAUAAUGGGACAGUAGAGCAUAAGUUAUCAUUUCAAUUAUUUAACCUGAUUAUGUGAAUGGAUUAACAGCACACAAGCCCCAAAUAUUAAAUAUCACUGUUACUUUCAAGGAUCUAGGCCUAUAAUAUAAAGUUUCCACACUAAUAAAAGAUACAACCAUUUUCAUUUUUUCUGCAAACAUCACAAAGACAAAGAAACUUGUGGGGCAGAAGGAGUUUUGUAACUGUUUCACAAAAAUAAAUCAGGGAUCUAUUCUGGUGUAAAGAUAAGAUGCUGAAGGAUAUUCUGCUAUCACCAGUGUAGGAAUAAGAGUAGUACAAUACAUGUACACCUGAAAUUUGCCAUUAGACUGUGUGUGUAAGCUCAAUGUAUACAUUUUGUAUUUUGAAAAGGAAAAAUAAACAAAAGUAGAAUGUAUAUAACUCUAA
This is a messenger RNA of Dromiciops gliroides (monito del monte), 3021 nucleotides long. It is a transcript of the gene KCNIP4, whose product is annotated as potassium voltage-gated channel interacting protein 4. Lineage: Eukaryota; Metazoa; Chordata; Mammalia; Microbiotheria; Microbiotheriidae. Gene Ontology annotation, biological process: regulation of potassium ion transmembrane transport. The coding region runs from base 745 to 1497 and encodes 250 amino acids. The transcript is spliced from 9 exons. Gene Ontology annotation, molecular function: potassium channel regulator activity; calcium ion binding. Gene Ontology annotation, cellular component: voltage-gated potassium channel complex. The record is from RefSeq and is a predicted model, not a curated record.